GCUUCCUCCAGUGUUCAGACGGCGGAAGAACUGUCUGGGACCCGAGCCGGCCUCCUCUGUGGAGAGAAAAACCAGCCGCUCCAUGGACUCGUCCUCAUGAUGUUCGGUUCCCGGUUCUUCCCAUGCCGGCUCCGGACCCGCCCUCUGCUCCGCCGCCCGCUCUCCGGGUUCCGGUCCGCCGGCGGCCCGGCGCCGUGCCGGGGGCUCGCCGCCGAGGGCCACACCCUGCAGCCCGUGAUCGGCCCGGACUCCGUGGAGCUGCUGGGACGCUCCUACCCCCGCGACCACUUCACCAACGUCACGCCGAAGAUCCUGGCCAAGGUGGGCUUCCACCUGCACAACCAGCCGAACCACCCGCUGUGGCUCGUCAAGGAGCGCAUCAAAGCCCACUUCUACAGCUCCUUCGUCGGUCGAUGGGGCAACCCGCUGUUCUCCGUCCACGACAACCUGAGUCCAGUGGUGACGGUGGAGCAGAACUUUGACAGCCUGCUGAUUCCUCCUGAUCACCCCAGCAGGAAGCGCGGCGAUAAUUACUACCUGAACAGAACCACCAUGCUGCGGGCCCACACCUCGGCCCACCAGAGGGACCUGGUCCGGUCCGGUCUGGACGCCUUCCUGCUGGCCGGAGACGUGUACCGGCGGGACGAGGUCGACGCCAGCCACUACCCGGUCUUCCACCAGAUGGAGGGGGUCCGCCUCUUCUCCGACCACGAGGUUCUGACGGCGCCGUGCGGCCGAGCGGACCGGGCCGCGGCAGAACCUCUGACUGUGUGUUCUGCAGCUGUUUCUCAGGGUCCGCGGCGGGAAGAGCUGAGCCUGUUCGAGCGCGGCGGGCGCCGGACCGCCCAGAAGCAGGAGAGCCACAGCCUGGAGGCCGUCAAGCUGGUGGAGUUCGACCUGAAGACCACCCUGACCCGACUCGUCACACACCUGUUUGGACCAGACGUGGAGGUCAGGUGGGUCGACUGCUACUUCCCCUUCACUCACCCCUCCUUUGAGAUGGAGGUGCGUUUCCAGGGCGACUGGAUGGAGGUGCUGGGCUGCGGCGUGAUGGAGCAGGAGCUGCUGCUGUCGGCCGGCGCUGGGAACAAGCUGGGCUGGGCGUUCGGUUUGGGUCUGGAGCGGCUGGCCAUGAUCCUCUACAGCAUCCCGGACAUCCGGCUGUUCUGGAGUCGAGACGAACGAUUCCUCAAACAGUUCAGGGUGGACGACAUCCAGACGCCCAUCUGCUUCCAGCCUCUGAGUAAAUACCCGCCGCUCCACAACGACAUUUCCUUCUGGCUGCCGGACGGCGCCGACCGCUUCACGGAGAACGACUUCUACGAACUGGUUCGCUCGGUGGGCGGAGACCUGGUGGAGAAAGUUACUCUGGUGGACGACUUCACUCAGCCCGGGACGGGCCGGCGGAGUCACUGCUACCGCAUCGUCUACCGCCACAUGGAGCGAACUUUGACCCAGCAGGAGGGGCGGCAGGUCCACCAGCAAAUCGAGCGGAUGGCGGAGACGGCUGGCGUUCAAGGCCGGUUCUGAGUCUGAGCGGCGUAGAUCUACGCACACAGAGCCUGAGCUGAGCAGCUGUGACUGUCGUGCUCAGGCGUCACUCUGCUGUAGAUGCUGCUGCCGGCGGUUCACACGCUGCUGCAGCACUUCGUC
Poeciliopsis prolifica (blackstripe livebearer) is the source of this 1653-nucleotide messenger RNA. It is a transcript of the gene fars2, whose product is annotated as phenylalanyl-tRNA synthetase 2, mitochondrial. Lineage: Eukaryota; Metazoa; Chordata; Actinopteri; Cyprinodontiformes; Poeciliidae. Gene Ontology annotation, biological process: phenylalanyl-tRNA aminoacylation. Gene Ontology annotation, cellular component: mitochondrion; cytoplasm. Gene Ontology annotation, molecular function: phenylalanine-tRNA ligase activity; tRNA binding; ATP binding. The record is from RefSeq and is a predicted model, not a curated record.